Molecule: messenger RNA, 972 nt
Organism: Notothenia coriiceps (black rockcod)
Lineage: Eukaryota; Metazoa; Chordata; Actinopteri; Perciformes; Nototheniidae
Gene: disc1
Product: DISC1 scaffold protein
Exons: 9
Coding region: 1-972 (323 amino acids)
Biological process (GO): neuron migration; cilium assembly
Cellular component (GO): microtubule organizing center; intermediate filament cytoskeleton; microtubule
Source: RefSeq, a predicted model, not a curated record
AUGGUUUUCAGCAGGCAGAUACACUUGGUCUUGUGUGUCGCUUUUCAGAUUGAGUCCAUGAUGUUAAAGCUGCAGAGGCUCCAGCAGAAAGCCAUUUUGGAUGAUGACUAUGAUGCAGCUGAACGUUUUGGGAAAAAGCUGGAGGAGCUGUGCAGGGAGCGAGGCGCUCUGAAGCUGGGUCUGCCCUCCAGACAGCCCAGCGUGGCUCUGUUCCUGGAGCGACUCAGACAGGUGGUGCACAGCGCCCUCCAGAGGGCGGACUGCAGUCAGUGCAGGAAGGAUGUGGAGCAGGAUGCAGGGGAGAGGUCAGAAUCAUCACACGGUCCACUGCAUCAAAAAGAUCGCCUGAUCCAGGAGAAACGGCUGAUAGAGGUGGAGAUAGCAGAGCUGCAGUGGAGGCUGACGGAGCUGAGGGACCUCAGCCGAGGCCUGGAGCAGCAGAUCCAGCUGGAGGCGCAGCAGGUGGAGGCCGAGGAGCUGGAGGGCUCCGUACUGCGGGGCCGCACCGUGGCCCAGCUCUGCGACAUGAGCCGAACCCUGCAGGACCUCGUCACCUCUGAAAACCGCAUGCAGAUCACCGUCUCACCUUCAGCCUCCCUACUCAGACUCCAGGAGCAGGAGCAGGCAUUGAAUCUGUCCAUCAAGGAAGCCACUGCUAAAGUGGUCAUGAGUCAGAGGCUGGGCAGCAGCCUGCGGAGGAAAGUAAGCGAGACAGAAACUCAGCUUUUGGCACUGCAUGAAGCCAAACUGGCGGCCAUCUCAGGUAAUGACUUCAGCAGUGCCAAGGAGAUGAAGGCUGAGAUGAAGGCGGUGUACCUUGAGCGGGACAGACUGGAUGCUUUGGCCAAGAGGCUACACAGCCUGAGCUCGGGGAGCAGCCAGGAGCUGGCCAGGAUGAAGGAGCAGCGGCAGCAGUUCAGGCAGGAGCUGGGGCAGAGGGAGGCCCAGCACGGGAGCAGUAAUGUAGACUGA